This is a messenger RNA of Trichobilharzia szidati, 844 nucleotides long. Lineage: Eukaryota; Metazoa; Platyhelminthes; Trematoda; Strigeidida; Schistosomatidae. The record is from the annotation of a GenBank genome assembly.
CGCCUGUAUUUAGCUGGAAUUAAUUCUCUCAUCAAUAUAUUCGAAUCAGACGGUGGUGGACUAAAUUCGGAUUGGGAAACGGCUGUUUUGCUUGAUUUUCAUAUAUGUCAACUGGCGAAAUUUAAGUCCACUCUACAAGGGCUUGUAGAAUUAUAUUCAGUGAAUUUACAAAAAUGUGGAAGAAUGAAUGAGUUAAAAAGCUAUGCACCGUUAGCUAAAACUGCAUUACUAUUUUCAAUAUUUACAGAAAAACAGAUGGAUUAUAUAAUGCAUAAACUUACCCUGUGCUUUAAUAAUAAUGCACAAAAUGCUACAGGAACUGUACGUGAAUUCAUUGCCUGGCUCAUAUCCAUAUGAUGAAGAUGUCAAUGAUAUAGCCUUACAGAUAUGGUUAAAUGCACAAGAAGUGUCUAUCUCAUCGUCACCGAUGAUGCCAACGACGGUGGCAAGAAAUUACUCCUGCUCGUCAUCUUCUUCCACAUGGACCGCCAUCUCGCCAGCUAACUCUAAUGAUGAUAGUCAAUUCAGUGAUGAUAUAAUCAAACUGAUGCAUAAAGAGUUUAAUCAACUUGCAUUUAAUAAAGAGAUCGAAGCUCUACUCUUUGUGUUUUUAUCAAUCAGUGAACAUGUCUUAUAUGAAAAUGCAUCUGGUGUAAUGGUGUUAAAAGAAUUUGCAAAGUCUGCAUCAAUUUCUUUGAUAAAAUUUAUGAGUAGAAUUGGACAGUUAAUUGCUUAUUAUGCAAUAAAUGAUACACUGAGUGAAAAUAGAAUAUCUCAAGGGGACAGUCAAAAAUUACUCUCGUCUCAAAUAUAUGCUUAUCAUCCACAAUGUUUAAUUUGAUUU